GCUGAGUGCCGGCUGAUGCGAAGUGGCUUCCUGAGCUUCGGGCUGUUGCGAAAUCUGGCUGGGAGCGGGGGGCGGCUCGGGGCGCGGGGCCUCCGAGACGGAGCGGCCAUGGCGGCGGGGGAGAGCAUGGCGCAGAGGAUGGUCUGGGUGGACCUGGAGAUGACGGGAUUGGACAUAGAGAAGGACCAGAUCAUUGAGAUGGCCUGUCUCAUAACAGACUCUGACCUCAACAUUUUGGCUGAAGGUCCUAACCUGAUUAUAAAUCAGCCAGAUGAGUUGCUGGACAGCAUGUCAGAAUGGUGUAAGGAACAUCAUGGGAAGUCUGGUCUUACCAAAGCAGUGAAGGAGAGUACAAUUACACUGCAGCAGGCAGAGUAUGAAUUUCUGUCCUUUGUACGACAGCAGACUCCUCCGGGGCUCUGUCCACUUGCAGGAAAUUCAGUUCAUGCAGAUAAGAAGUUUCUUGACAAAUACAUGCCCCAGUUCAUGAAACAUCUUCAUUAUAGGAUAAUUGAUGUGAGCACUGUUAAAGAACUGUGCAGACGCUGGUAUCCAGAAGAAUAUGAAUUUGUACCAAAGAAGGCUGCUUCUCACAGGGCAUUGGAUGACAUCAGCGAAAGCAUUAAGGAACUUCAGUUUUAUCGGAAUAAUAUCUUCAAGAGAAAAACAGAUGAAAAGAAGAGGAAAAUUAUAGAAAAUGGAGAAAAUGAGAAGACUGUGAGUUGAUGAUGUGUCUCAUGCUGCCACAUUACUCCCUGGAUAUGACUUCUGGGGGAUUUUUGUUCACCCUAAUUGUUUGGGAAAGCAUCCCCUUUCAUUUACCUUGCAUCUUCAGAUAGUUCAAUCAGACUGAGUCUGAAAUACAGUUUUUCUAAGUUAGGGCUGUGAAUCUGUCAUUUAAAUCUCAGCAGCUCUUUUGUUUCUAGGUACCAGGUCACUUACUCCUCUUGGUACACAUCUGCAUCUGCUUUUAGACCAAAACACUUUUCUUUUGUUAAAAAAUAAAACUAGUUCAAUUAAAAAGCAAGCUUUUUUUGUACCUUCUAUUCCUUUACAGUGGUUCAAGUAAGAUGCUUUCCCCCCCAUUAAAUGUUAUACUACCUUGUAUUUAAUGUGUCUUUCAAAAACAUUUGCAAUGAAACAAGUUAAAAGGGCUGUCACAGACUUGUUCUGUAUUGCAUUAUGGGAGAAAGUUAUCAAGAUGCAGGUUUUUGUUCAACCCAAAGGACUGCCUUGGGAGAGGGUAUAGUACUGGAGGUAUUUAAGUAAAAGUUGGAUGGCCCUCUGUUAGGGAUAGUGUAAAAGGGUUUCUUGUCUGAGUUAUUAGGUUGAACUGAAUGAUACAUAAAGUUUCUUCCAACUUAGUUCUGUUUUUCUAUGAUUCUCUGAAAAUAGCACUUUGAUCACUUACUGUAAUAAGGAUAGAUAUAUACAGAAAGAGUACAAGACUGGAAGUCAGGUCAACCAAAGUCUGUUACCAGGUCUGCUCUUAACUGUGAUCUUGACUUUAGACAUCUCACUUAACCUCCUUAUGCCUCAGUUUCUCAUGUGACAUAAAAAUCCCUGCCUUCCAGGAGCGUUGUGAGACGAAAGGUGAGAAAAGUACUUUGCUCUCAGGAAGAAAGGUGUUGCAUAAGUAAUGUGUUAUGCCUACCUAUCUCAUAGGAUGAUUGUGAAGACCAAAUGAAAUGAUUAUGUCAACUGCUUUGUAAACCUUAAGUUGCCAUGUAUCUGUCUUAUUACUGUUACUACUAUUACAAAUCUAAGUGUAGUACUACCCUUCCCACAUACUCAAAUCAAUUCAUAGAUGAAUGUAUGCCUUUGACUUACUAUUUAAUUUUUCUUAAAACCUAAACUUACUAUGUUUAGAUUAAAUACCACAUUUUGAAUGAUAAUCUUGAGUAGUUUAGCCUGCUAGUCUUAGCUUUAUUAUGUCGUGGAGUUCACCAUGACUCCCUAAUGGGGCAUAUGUUCUUAGAGGAGUCUGAGAAAGCAAGAUUUGUACUAUGGUAGGGUAGGGUGAAGUCAGCAUGAUGGUUCAGUGAUUAAUUCGUAUUUUAUCAGGCUGCUUAAAUAGAAAGCAUUCUGUUUUGGAGUGUUACCAUUAGUGAUUUCACAGGAGACUCCCCUGAAACUAUGGAGUGGCUCCUCUGAAAUGAACUACAAUGCAAAUCUGUUUGAUUAUGCCCAUGUCCUUAAACAGUAUCACUGUGUCUGCACAGAGGGUACUUGCCAUUUGGUCCUUUACUUGCUUGCACUAAAUUACCCCACAUGUUGCAAACUUAACGCUAUCCAAGUACAUUUUCCUGCAUUAAUUCAGGAAGGGAACAGGAUGGUGCUUUGGGAAUCAGCAGUCAUUACUGUUUUCAUGCCUGUGAGAAACACCUUUCCUAUAGCAACUGAUAUUAUCAGUAAAAAUGAUUGAGUAGAAAUAGCUUCUUUUACCUUGUGCUAGUGUGAUAGCAAGCUAGUUACUGUUUCUGUUAUAUGAGGACUGCUGUUGUUUACAUAGUCUUUGGAAAAACAAAUGAAGACCAAUAAUGAUGUUAAACUAGUACUUUUGUAAUUAAGUGAAAUUCAGUCAAAGCCAUAUUUUGCUUGCUUAAUGACAGGAUGAAUGUUCCAGGUAUCUGCAAAUGUGUUUCUAUUGUUUGGAAACUUUAAUAAACAGAAGGUGCCAAACAAGUUAAA
Messenger RNA from Vombatus ursinus (common wombat), 2691 nucleotides. RefSeq names its product RNA exonuclease 2 (gene REXO2). Gene Ontology annotation, molecular function: 3'-5'-RNA exonuclease activity; nucleic acid binding. Gene Ontology annotation, cellular component: mitochondrion. The coding region runs from base 16 to 726 and encodes 236 amino acids. The record is from RefSeq and is a predicted model, not a curated record. The transcript has 7 exons. Lineage: Eukaryota; Metazoa; Chordata; Mammalia; Diprotodontia; Vombatidae.